Messenger RNA from Colletes gigas, 261 nucleotides. It is a transcript of the gene Eh, whose product is annotated as eclosion hormone. Gene Ontology annotation, molecular function: ecdysis-triggering hormone activity. The transcript has 2 exons. The record is from RefSeq and is a predicted model, not a curated record. NCBI's taxonomy places the organism in Eukaryota, Metazoa, Arthropoda, Insecta, Hymenoptera, Colletidae. The coding region runs from base 1 to 261 and encodes 86 amino acids. Gene Ontology annotation, biological process: ecdysis, chitin-based cuticle; neuropeptide signaling pathway.
AUGAAGUCAUCUACUCGCGUACUAUUGGCGCUUCUCGUAGUUUCGGCUAUGAUCUUCGUGCUCGCAGCAGGUACGCCGUUCGAUCGAGCCAUUGGCGUUUGCAUAAGGAACUGUGCUCAGUGCAAGAAAAUGUUCGGUUCGUACUUCCUGGGCCAGAAGUGCGCCGAUUCUUGCGUCAAGUACAAAGGAAAGCUCAUCCCUGACUGCGAGGAUGAGGUUUCGAUCCAACCGUUCCUCCAAGCACUCGAUAACGAUUACUAG